Messenger RNA from Penicillium olsonii, 1971 nucleotides. Lineage: Eukaryota; Fungi; Ascomycota; Eurotiomycetes; Eurotiales; Aspergillaceae. The record is from the annotation of a GenBank genome assembly.
AUGCCUCCAAGAAGAGCGCGCAAAACGUCGCCUGCGGCUGAGCGUCGCGAGCGCUUGACUUUGGCCAAACUAGCCAGCUACGAUGAUGUCGCAACUGAUGCGCUAGUGGACCACGCCUAUUUCUGGACAACCACGCGCAAGAAUCGUACCAAGUACAGUCCGGCUCGAGGCAUUCGCGACGACGACAUUGGGCGCAUCCUCCUCCACGAUGUGAUUGUCAAGAAGGAUCUCCCCGCCGCGGAGAACAAGUUGCUGGAUAUCUCCGGCCUCAAGAAAUACAUCACCAACCUCCGCAGCCCCCGAGAGAAGGAAUGGUUUCGCCGACACCUCCGCAAAUACAUCCAGAUGUAUCUUCCAGACUCCCCCUUCGAGGUCACUACCACCAACCGGUACAUCAUCACACAACAUGAGGCGGCCAUCUGCGCACGGAGGUUCAUCAAAAAGGGCGAGGAGAUCAAAUACCUGAGUGGAACACUCGUGUCAAUGACACACGAAGAGGAGCUGGAUCUCGGUCUGACUCGCAAGGACUUCAGCAUUGUGAUGUCCAGUCGCCGCAAGACCCCAUCAUUCUUCCUGGGUCCCGCGCGAUUCGCCAACCACGACUGCGAUGCCAAUGGUAGUCUGACAACGCGGGGCAAUGAGGGCAUGUCUGUCGUGGCUACGCGCAAUAUCCACGAGGGCGAGGAAAUUACAGUCUCCUACGGCGAAGACUAUUUUGGUGUUGACAACUGCGAAUGCUUGUGCAUGACAUGUGAACGAGCGGUACGAAAUGGGUGGUCACAGAAUGCCGACUCGGACGCGAAUAGUAAAGAGUCCAGCCCAGUAUCUGAUGCUGCGCCAGCCGACGACAACGCGACAAGCAGGAAACGUCGUCGCAGCCCACAGACGGACGAUUCUGAUAGCUCGUCCACUGUCAACUCUACCCCGCGCAAGCGCGCAAAGUUCCAGCGACAGGUUUCCAAACUACGCAAGGAGAUCUCAGCUUCUGAAUUAGCUGGGGAGUCAGUGCCUACGCCUGAAUCUGAUGCCACGCCUGUCCCGGAAACUCUUCUCAUUCCAACUAACAUAUUGGCUCAUACCUCCCCCCAGGUGGCCAAGUUGAAGGGGGAGAUCUCAGAACUCACUGCUAACGCAUCAUCCGGCUCACAAACACCGAUCUCCGUUGAUGCAGAAUCGAAACAGGCAGAUGUCACAGCAAAUGGUACAUCUGGAGAACCCGGCCAAACUCCAACUGUCCCUGAGUGUCAUUCUCCUACCUCCAACGCUGACGAAUCCCAUCGCUCAUCGAUGUCGACCUCGCCUACGACCGUGGACGACAUUGAAACGAAGAUCAAAGCCGAAGAAGUCACGUCCGAACCAAUCGAAUCCGAAGCUGCUCCAGAAGGUCGGUCUCCUACAAACUCCCUCGACCAACUUUCCAAACAAGAAUUGCCAGACUCAGACUCUUGUGCAGUAGACGAAACAGAAGCCACAGCCGAAAAGCCCAGGACGAAAAGGACUUACACCAAGCGGCGGUUCAUUGUCGAUUCUGUCGAGAGUGACUCGCAGGUUGCUCGAGUGCCCGGCGACUACACCAAGACAUCACGGUUGCUCGCCCAGAAGUAUGACCGAUGGGUCGAAUGUCAAACCUGCGAUUCCUGGUUUCUACAAUCGAACUCAUACCUGACCCGACGUGAAUGCCCCCGCUGUGAACGCCACUCCAAGCUUUACGGAUACCAAUGGCCCUACACUGACAAGAAUCCUGACGGUGACGAACGAGUCAUGGAUCACCGCACCAUCCACCGGUUCUUGUCCCCAGAUGCACAAUCCCGCAUCAGCCGGCGAGACCGCGGUGUCAGCUUUGGCAUCACCCCUACCCCGGAGUUGUCUGACACACAUACUCCGGAAACGGAGAACAGCGACGCAAAUGAAUCCCAGCGCGACGCGAGAGCGUCUCGUCGUCGCACUAGAGAGCUUCGUAUGACUAUGUAA